Molecule: messenger RNA, 2964 nt
Organism: Ruditapes philippinarum (Manila clam)
Lineage: Eukaryota; Metazoa; Mollusca; Bivalvia; Venerida; Veneridae
Product: kinesin-like protein KIF23
Exons: 22
Coding region: 115-2838 (907 amino acids)
Biological process (GO): microtubule-based movement
Cellular component (GO): microtubule; kinesin complex; nucleus
Molecular function (GO): ATP hydrolysis activity; microtubule binding; ATP binding
Source: RefSeq, a predicted model, not a curated record
AGCAAUUUCAUUGGUUUAAGUCACCGAAAAGCACGAAAUUCGAAAGAAGAUCAGAGGUUGUAAAAAUAAAGAAAAUAUAAAAUAUUUAAGUUAUCUUCGGAUCUUCAUAGCGAUAUGCCGCCAAUGAGACCUCAAAGAGGCAAAACACCAAGAAAGAGAGGCAAGAAUGGAGGCAGUACCUCGGAAACAGUUGAACCAGUUGAGGUAUACUGUAGAGUUAGACCUCUCGACAACCCUGGAGAUGCAGUUUGUUUAACAGUUGUUAGUAAUGAUAAAGUCAAACUUCUUUCAUCAGAGAACUCACUAGCGUUUGCAAGAACAGGGCAGUUGAAGGAGAUAGAGUAUAAAUUCCAGCAUGUAUUUGAUGAGUAUACUUCACAGAACGCCGUGUUUAACCAUGUGGCCUAUCCACUCAUUGAUGAUCUGGUGCAUGGGAAAAAUGGACUACUGUUCACAUAUGGUAUCACCUCGUCGGGAAAGACGUACACAAUGACAGGCACACCUCAGGAUCAGGGUAUACUACCACGAUGUCUGGAUGUCAUAUUUAACAGUGUAGGGGAAUACCAGUGUAAAAAAUAUGUGUUUAAGCCAGACAAGAUGAAUGGAUUUGAGGUACAGUCGGAGGUUGAUGCCAUGAUGGACAGACAGAAAAAAGACAUUUUACCUGGUCUAACACCUAAAACACCUUCAACGCCUAGAAUAAAUAGGGAUAAAGGGGAGUUUGGCAGAGACUGUGGCCGUGUGAUCGACACUGGUCGUGUAAACGAUGUUGAUGAGGAUAACACAUAUGCCGUGUUUGUGUCGUACAUAGAAAUCUACAACAAUUAUGUCUAUGAUCUUCUAGAAGAGUUACCAUAUGACCCAAUUACAGGAUACAAACCUCCGCAGUCGAAGUUUCUGCGUACAGAUGGCUGUGACAACAUGUAUGUGAUGAGUUGUACAGAAGUUGAGAUCAAAGCACCAGAGGAAGCUUUUGAGGUGUUGUAUAAAGGACAGAAAAGACGAAAAGUGGCACACACAGCACUGAAUGCGGAGUCAAGUAGAAGUCACAGUAUAUUCAACAUAAGAUUGGUACAAGCUCCACUAGAUCCUUGUGGUCAGGAAGUUCUUCAGGACAAUGAAAAGAUCAUUGUGAGUCAACUAUCUCUGGUAGAUCUUGCUGGUAGUGAGCGGGUGAACCGGACAAACAACAAGGGGGACCGGCUGAAAGAAGCAGGUAAUAUAAACCAGACUCUGAUGUCACUACGAACAUGUCUAGAGAUGCUUAGGGAAAAUCAGAUGACGGGUGGAAACAAAAUGGUGCCGUACCGGGACUCCAAACUUACACAUCUGUUCAAGAACUACUUUGAUGGAGAUGGUCGUGUCAGGAUGGUUGUGUGCGUGAACCCGAAAGCAGAAGAAUUUGAUGAAACUGUUCAUGUUAUGAAGUUUGCCGAGAUGUCACAAGAGGUCAUGGUUCAGAGGUCACAGCAGGUGAAGUUUGACCUUGGAUUGACCCCAGGUCGUAGACGCCUGGGAGAAAAAUUACGAGAGGAGCGGUUAAGAGAGGAGGCUGAGAGAGAAAUUAAACAAGAAUUGAUGCCAGUACCUUUACCUAGUCUUAUUUAUACAUUAGGACCAGACUUCCCUAAUCUUGAGUUGGUAGAUUACAGUGAUGAGGAAACAUUGAGAAGGUUGAUACAAUGCCUGUGUGAACGUGACACAAAAAGACAAACUUUACUGAUUGACUUUGAAGCCAAAGGAAAUCAGUUUAGAAAUUAUCUACUGGACUUUGAGAGAGAUUAUGAACGAUUGAAGGAGAGAAACGAGGAGCUUGAGUCAGUCACAAACAAACAUGGAAGUUUGACGUCCAAAUUGGAAUCGAAAUGUCGAGGUCUCGAGCAGAAGGUCAGCUCCCUACAGCAUCAGUUGAACGAGGCUGACCGAUUAAGACGUGAAUUUGAGGCCAAGUUGUAUGAUAAGAGUAUGAAGAUCAGACAAGAACAAACGGAGAAAGAAAGAUUGAAGGACAACUUUAAACAGAGAUUAGAGAUGAAUAAUAUACAUUGGGAAGAAAAUUUGGAUAAGGAAAGAAGGAAAAUUGAGCGAGAAAUGGGGAUGGCAUUGGAGGAGAAGGAGAAAAAGUUCAGUAUGAUGAAAGAAGUGUUGGACAGUGAUACCCCGGUAGCUAAACCACGUACGUUCAAAACGCCAGGAACCACGAUAAAGACUAGGACCUACACAACACCAGGGGUGAUACAGAGUGCCAGGUCUGAGUCUGACGUGUCUUCUAUUGGUGUACCUGCCCCGAGGACGAGAACCACAUCAGCUGUGCCAUCAGUUCGACCCUGGGGCUAUGGUGGUAACAACAAACGCCCAGCUCCAAAGACCCCAUCAGUUACACCAAGAAGUAUACCUCAGUAUAAUUUAAGACAUAGAAGAUCCAAAUCUAACUCCGAAACAUGGCUGGACCAUAAACCACCAGGACAUUUAGAUCUUGACACUGUAUUACAACCAACAUUGAAGAAGAAGAAAUCUGUAAGUAAACUCGAGUCUAAGGAUACGAAAGUGGCCUCUAAAUAUAUGUUGACGGAUCAAGGUUUAAAUUCUGAUGGCGAGUUUCAAACCAGAUAUUUCAAGGGAGAUGUGAUACCUACCUCUGGGGGCGGAGCUUCUGUCAUCUUUAAAGAUGUAGAAAUCCACAAACAGAAGGAGCCAGGGACCAGGAAGAGACGAAGCUCGUGCCCACAGCCGACAGAUUUUGACGGUGAGUGGACCGAUCCGGAGGAGAGAUGUGCAAUUGCGAUAGAAGGUCACAGAAGAAAGAGAAGUCGUCCUACGCCAGAAUCCAGAGUAUGAACGAACAGAAUUUAGACAAUUAAAUCCCAGGACCCUAUGACAAUAUAUUGACAUCAGCAACAGCAGCAAUCACAUAUCAUAUCUGCAAAAGUAAACAAUUUUAAUCUCCAAAUUUCUCUGAAAAUU